ACAGCUUGCACAAAUAACGAUCCCGUUAUCACCUACAUUAUAUAUACAUGGUUGACAACUCUUUUACCAUUUUGACGACGGUUACACGUCGAGUUUUACACUAAUCCAGUGGGACCGUGGCUUGGUUAAAAAAGAACUUGGCUAACAGUUAAUAUUUUGGUUAUUGUUAUAAGUGUGGUAUACCUUGGAGGUGUCAGUUAAAAAUGAGUUGCAAAGUUUUCUUAGUGAUACUGGGGUCCUGUUUCAUCGCCGCUUUGGCUAUUUCCGUGCAUUACGAUGGCUCAGGGGAAAUGCGUGGCGUCAACAACAGGGUAUGGAAUUUUGAUAAAGAGGAAUUAGACUACGACGAGGCUGACGACGAAAAACACAGAAAAGGGAAGAUUUUGUUUCCAUUCGGAGGGAGUAUCGUCCGCUUUGCGAACACGGAGUGCGCGACUACCAGCACAAUGUCCGGCACGUGUUUGGCGCGCCGAGAAUGUAACGACCUCAAUGGUAGUAUCACUGGGACUUGCGCAUCAAGAAGGGGUCGAUGCUGUGUAGUAUCCCGCGGGUGCGGCAGUAGCACAAACGUGAACAACACGUACUUUACGAGCCCGGGAUACCCGGCCGCGUACGCCGGCGGCACCGCCUGCAGCAUCAUCGUCAACCGAUGCAGCAGUAACAUCUGCCAGCUUCGCAUCGACUUUAUGGACAUGGUGCUCGCCCAGCCGGACGGCGAUGGCGUGUGCGCGACGGACUCCAUCACUGUGACGGGCGGCAACACGGUCGUGCCCACGCUCUGCGGCGACAACACCGGCCAGACCAUCUUCGUCGACUUCAACGGCGACACAGCAGUCACAGUUACAGUCACUGCUACCCCAAGUACCACAUUCAGUAGGCGAUGGAAUAUAAAGCUUACACAAAUUGCCUGCGAUUGUCCUGGAUUAGCACCCAACGGCUGCCUGCAGUACUACACCGGCGUCACAGGCACCAUCACCAGUUUCAACUACGGUACGGCCGCCAACACAGCGCUAAGCGCCUCGCUCGUCACCGGCACUCGCCAGAUCGCCAACUUGAACUACGGGAUAUGCAUCAGGAUGGAGGCCGGUUAUUGCUCCAUACAAUAUGCUCAGACUGCGAACAUCUACUCGUUCACGGUGACCGGCGACGUGGAAGGCGCGGACAACACCGUCCUGGGCACUCCGGUGGGCGCGGUGAACGACGGCGCUUGCACCACGGACUUCGUGGUCAUCCCCAACCCGACCGUCGUGGCUACCGGCCUCGCAGUAGGCACUGACCGCUUCUGCGGACUGGGCUUCGUUCCCGUUCAAACGGGAGCCAAGCCGUUCGUACUAUACGUAGUGACGGACGGCAGCGAAGGAGCGACGGCCGCCACCCCUCCCGAUGUCGCCAACCGAGGCUUCAGCCUGGCCUACACGCAGAUAGCCUGCUGAGCACUGUGUCGCGUCAUUAAUCGAAUCAUUACCUAGCCGAGCAAUUACAUUUGUUAUGUAUAACACAGCACUUUGCAGUUAAAAGGGGAACAAUUAUUUUGACCUAAUUAUGUGGUGUAAUAAUUAUAAAAGAAAAAAAUAAUUCAUCUGUACCUCAUAAUUAGGUCAAAAACUGUCAGUUCAGUCACUUACAGCACGAACGCGAUUACUUCACAUCACAUUAAUCGUAAACUUAUAGACAACUACCUUUUGCCCGCGGCUUCACUCGCUUUAAAUUCGAAAAUUGUGGAAUUCUCCAUACAAAUAACCCCC
Messenger RNA from Leguminivora glycinivorella, 1745 nucleotides. RefSeq lists its product as uncharacterized. The record is from RefSeq and is a predicted model, not a curated record. The transcript is spliced from 7 exons. The coding region runs from base 204 to 1433 and encodes 409 amino acids. Lineage: Eukaryota; Metazoa; Arthropoda; Insecta; Lepidoptera; Tortricidae.